AUGAUCAAGUACUUCCUCCUCCUUGUGCUCGCGGUUGUCGUGUCCAGUGGAAGUGAGGCUCUUUCGGCUGCAGCAGCCGAAAUGCCGAUGACGCCGCAUCUGGACCAAGCAGCUCAGUCGGAACCGGACGACAAACGGGUGCUUCGAGACUCUGGCGUCACCGAUGAGGUCGCUCAUGGGGAGAGAUUCAUGCUGGAGUUUGGUGCACUGAUUAAGAGCGGCAUUGCCCGUCUGAUAUCUGGACUCGAGAAUUGGAGCGCCAAAAACGCAAUGGGGAUGGAGUACAUCGCAAAGCUAAGGACAAUGCUGGAACAUUGGGGCGUCUUGAAGAAAAAGCCUGUCACUCGUGAUGAAAGAGUCAGUCACGCUAAAGAGUUGGUAGCGAAUGAAAAAUCGUACGACGAGAUGUUCAAAGAAGGCGUAGACCCUGAUGACCUGAAGACUGCGCUGCAUCAGAAAUAUAAAGUCGAUCCGUCUCACAUGGGAGCAUCAUAUUAUGAUGUCGAACAAAAGGUUGCGGACUACCGAGCGGUAUUGGAGAGCCAUCGGAAAUCAUCUGAUAAACUACGAGCUGCCAGUAACAUGGUUUGA
Messenger RNA from Peronospora matthiolae, 591 nucleotides. The record is from the annotation of a GenBank genome assembly. Lineage: Eukaryota; Oomycota; Peronosporomycetes; Peronosporales; Peronosporaceae.